AUGAUUGGUGGUGAAGGACCGGAAAAUGGGAAAUGGGCAGCAAAUCCAGAAGUUAGUGUGGAAAGGGAUAAAAGAGUGCAAUAUCUCCAAUGGGCCAGCGAAUUCGGCGCCCACGUAUUCGACUUGGAGCACAGAUUUUUUGGAGACAGCUGGCCCAAACCGAACAUGAACUUUGAUACCCUGAGUCUUCUGACCACUGAGCAAGCUCUAGCAGAUCUAGCUUACUUCAUAACAUCAAUGAAUCAAAAAUAUGGAUUUAACAACCCAAGAUGGGUCACAUUUGGUGGAAGUUACCCCGUGGUACAGGACGACCUUAACAUAACUAACCAGGACUGUCCUAGCAUUGUUCGACAAGCGUUUCAGAAAAUGGAAAAUCUCAGCAAAACUACUGACGGAUUGAUGCAACUGAACUCGUACUUCAAUCUUCAACCACCUUUCACCAAUGCAUCCACUACCUUGGAUAUCACAAACUUUUUCGCGAAUGUCUACAGCGUAUUCCAGAGUAUGACCCAGUACACAUAUGACGGACGGAACGCUGAGUCAGAACAAAACCUGACCGACGCUAAACUCUGUCAAAUAAUGAUGAACCCAAACGUAGCGGAUGUACCAAACUGUAAAAUUUUAAGGUACAAUGAAAUAACCGGCGACCCUAAUUCUGACCUUACCGUAUUCCCAAAUAGCUAUACCGACAUGAUCAAUUCUGUUGGAACUGGAGACCUGAAAGUGCUAGGAGAUAAUGGUGAGUUUUUCCAUGGGGGUCGUUUUAGGUACUACAUUGACAUGUGCAGCGAUAUGUUUGAUCCUUCUGUGAAUUUGAGCUACAUUACUCCGAGAAAUAUUGCUGCACAAAAUUACUAUGGUGGAAGUGAUAAAUAUCAAGUGAGUUAUAACUAACA
This is a messenger RNA of Strongylus vulgaris, 896 nucleotides long. The record is from the annotation of a GenBank genome assembly. NCBI's taxonomy places the organism in Eukaryota, Metazoa, Nematoda, Chromadorea, Rhabditida, Strongylidae.